AUGCAGAGCGUCGGGCUUCAGCGCCGCCUCCUCGUCUCUGUCUGCCUCUUCCUCCGCCUUCUGACCUCGGCUGAGUUGCAGCAGGUGGAGCAGCUAGAGCAGGAGGUGCAGAAUGUCCCAGUGGAGGUCAUCACUGAGAGCUCCCCCUGCAGCGCCACCUGUGGGCUGGGCCUCCGGACUCAGACUCUGUGCCUCCUAAAUGACAGCAAGGCAGCGAUGGAGGAGAAGCUGCCGAGCGGCGGUGAAGCAGAGGUGACGGAGAAGUGCCGCGUCCGGGCGGUGCAGUGCAUGGACACGUGGCAGUGUGGACUCCAAACCAUGACAGUCACAUCCGGACAGAGGGUGGAGGUCGACUGUGUGGGAGACGUGAUGGAGGCCACGGGGAGGUUCUCCUGGAGGGUGUCGUGGCGUUACGCCCGAGGGAUCAUCAGCACCGACGACGCUCUGUUCGCCCGCUGGGACGCUCCCGAGCUGGACCGAGUGGUUCUGGACCCCGUCAGAGAGGAGGAUGCAGGGACGUACCGCUGUGACGUGCAGGACGCCGCCUACCGCAGGGUCAAACGGGCUUACUGGGGCAUCCGGGUUCUGCCCGUCGGGGUCCUCAGCCUGGACUACGACAGCUCCCUGGCCCUUUGGGAUGAAGGCGAGAAGAACCAGACCGGAGAGGAGGAGGAGCAGAGGAAGAUCUUUCCCUUUGCUCUCCUUGCGAUGGGCGUCAGUGUUGCCGUCGCCGGCGUCUUCGCUGCUCUGCUGAGAGGCUACGAGGUGAUGAAGAGGAUACGGAGGAGGAGAAGAGGGAUUUAA
Messenger RNA from Pelmatolapia mariae (spotted tilapia), 804 nucleotides. RefSeq names its product transmembrane protein 81 (gene tmem81). NCBI's taxonomy places the organism in Eukaryota, Metazoa, Chordata, Actinopteri, Cichliformes, Cichlidae. The transcript is spliced from 5 exons. The record is from RefSeq and is a predicted model, not a curated record. Bases 1 to 804 code for a protein of 267 amino acids.